This is a messenger RNA of Cyprinodon variegatus (sheepshead minnow), 2934 nucleotides long. RefSeq lists its product as uncharacterized. NCBI's taxonomy places the organism in Eukaryota, Metazoa, Chordata, Actinopteri, Cyprinodontiformes, Cyprinodontidae. The coding region runs from base 124 to 747 and encodes 207 amino acids. The record is from RefSeq and is a predicted model, not a curated record. The transcript is spliced from 4 exons.
GGCAGGAAGUAAAUGACAGGUAAGGAAACAAAGCUUCUGCCAACAGCGGUUGAAAGGUUUCAUUAACAACAAUAUCCUAGUUUGUUAAAACAGCGAGGAAAAUCAAAUGCUCUGAGAACCACCAUGUCUGCUUCAUUGCUCUUCAUCAGCUGGGUUCUCCUGUCAGAAACCGUCCUCUGUUGGUCUCAAUUUCAUGAAGCAUUUGUAGCUGAAGCUGGACGGACGGUCACUCUGCCAUGUCGACAUCCCUUUAAUGACAGUGUCUUAGUUGUGGAGUGGAGCAGAAGUGAUCUGGGAGAGGAAUAUGUGCUUCUCUAUCGAGACGAGCAGAUUGAUAAAUCCUACCAGAAGCCUUCUUUCUGGGACCGGGUGGACCUGCAGGACAGACUCAUGGAGAAUGGAGAUGUGUCUUUGGUUCUGGAAGACACCAGGACUUAUGAUUCUGGAACAUAUCAGUGUAGGGUGGUCCACAGGAGUUUCGGUGAAGAUGAAGAAAGUGUAGUCUGCACCAUCCAGCUGGAUGUCAGUCCUUCUUCUCCUCCUCUUCUUCCUCCAGGGGAUGAAAACGAAGAUGAUGAAUAUGAAGCAAAUGAUGGAGGAAACAAGGUCGCAGGGAUCCCGUUUAAAGAAACUGUGGAAGGAGCAAAGGAAGGAACUAUCGUUCUGCUUGUUUUCUUUAUGAUAGUUUUUGUUAUUGCAACUUUUCAGAUAUAUAAAAGAAAGGUGAGGCUUCACAUAAGACUGUAGUCAUUUCACAACGAGAUACGGUGAAAAUCUGGAGCCAGUCCAGAGUAGGUGUUACUUUUCAGUCUCCGGGGCUUAAAAAGAAACUAGUCAGGAACAUGUCACCAGGUUCUUCUAGCAUUUCUUCAAAACUGGAUUCUUGUUCCGUCCAUCUAUAUACUGCUGCAUUUCAAUUACAGUGUGUCAGAUGUGUGUGCGUACCUGUCUAGCCCUCAGAAUGAGGACCAAUUAAUGCAAAGUGAGGACAUUUUGCAGGUUCUCACAUGCUAUUUUGCUAAUGGUAAGGUUUAGGGCUAAGGUGUCAUUGGGUUUAGGGUGAUUUAUGCAUCGGUAAUGAAAGAAACUCAUGGUUCCUUGUUUCUCUGGCCUUGGUUUAUGGCUGUAAGCAGAAAGUCUGUCCUCGUACCAAAUCCUCAGCCUCUGAAGGACAUCAUCCACCACAGUGGUCAGAUUUAUGUUGGAAAACGGCUGUUAUCUCUGAUGAAAUGACAAAACUGCACCUGGUUGGUGACAGAGGGACCUACCGGUACUACCACAUUUUAUUUAGUGGUUUGAGAAUAAUCCUUAUUUAUGACUUUAAACAGUUUUUUUCUGUAGCAUUUUAAUUCUGUAUGAGGAUUUUAUAGUGCUGCUCAGUGUAGCAGUGGGUCGCACUGCUGCCUUGCAGCAAGAAGGUUCCGGGUUCCAGGGUCCCGGCCCGGGUCUUUCUGCACGGAGUUAGCAUGUUCUCCCUGAGCAUGCGUGGGUUCUCUCUGGGUACUCCGGCUUCCUCCCACAGUCCAGAAACAUGAAUGUUAGGUUAAAUGGCUUCUCUAGAUUCUCCUUAGAUGUGAGUGUGUGUGUGAAUGGUUGUUUGUCAUGUUUGUCUCUGGGAUGCCCUGCGAUGGACUGGCUACCUGCCGAGGGUGUACCCCGCCUCUCGCCCGUAGACAGCUGGAGAUAGGCUCCAGACCCCCUCACGACCCUUAUUGGGACAAGCGUGUCAGAUAAUGGAUGGACUUUAUAGUAACUUUAAAGUUAUGCAACAUUUUGCUGGUCUGUGACAUAAAAUCCAUUAAAGUUUGGUAAAAGGGACACAUCUGGAGUGUAUGAAUACUUUUUGGAGCCAGUGUAUUUCACUCCUAAUGUUUUAAUUAAUCCAUUUUGUUCCUAGAAUAUCUAAAAGUAGAACGGGAGGCAGAUCUUUUAGUUAUCAGGCUCCUUUUUGAUUAAGCUUAUUGUUAGAGUGGCUCAGGUUAUGCUGAGCUAUCUCUAAAGUUAUACUGCUAUAGGCUUAGACUGCUGGAGGAAAUAGGGACCCAUUUUUCAUCACUCUGCUUCAUUAUAUCUCUAAUCUCCCACUCUGCAGAAUCUGAAACAACAUACUUUAAAGGUCAUUUGUCAUCUGAUGAGCCUUCCAUUGAAACUUAUAAGCAAAGUUAACAGUAAACAUGUGAUGGACCUACAUGGCCAUUACAAUAUGCCUGCUUAAGCCAUGUUUAGAGUAUAAUAUAAUGAUUUAAAACAAAGUUUUUAGAACUUAUAGCAUUUAAGUCAUUAAACUGUCAUAUUACAGCUUUAGGUUGUCUGAAAAUCUCAGAGAAUACAGAAAAAGAUUUAUUGACUUACACAAAACCAUAUAAAGAAGCAAUUUUGACAAUCCAUGUUUUAAUUUCUGCUUGGUUAAUCAAUCUAGAAGUGAAUACAUUCAUGUAAAACAUCCAGGGCAGAAAACAAUGCAAUAAAAUCUAGUUCUAUAAAACAGACGAUAGUUUCUCUAAAUCACAGCAGGUUAUUAAAACAUCUACAGAAUCAGAAACAAAACUAUUGGUAAUAAUUUAAAGAAAAUUUUACCAUAAAAGAUCUUUAAAAGACAGAAACAUAAAAGAAAAUAUUUUUAAGUGAAUAUAAUACAGACUUUGAAUCUGACAUUUAAUGGCAAAAUUGUCAAGUCUGAACCUUAGACUAAGAUUUAUUUUGUCAUUUUGUAUACGUGAGUGUAUACAAAAAGAAAUUUCUAUUAAAACAGCUCUAGACAAUUGCAUUUUUUAAAGUGCAGCCUUGAAACAAAGUAAUAAAAACAGGAGAACAAAUAGUAAUAUAAACAAAUGACUGUAUAUUUACAGUUCUAAACUUUUUUAACCUCAUGCCAAAUGAACCAUUGUAGUGCAAAGAAACACAAUAAGUGAACUCUUAACCGAGUUCUUUGUC